Molecule: messenger RNA, 1410 nt
Organism: Pleurotus ostreatus (oyster mushroom)
Lineage: Eukaryota; Fungi; Basidiomycota; Agaricomycetes; Agaricales; Pleurotaceae
Exons: 3
Coding region: 1-1410 (469 amino acids)
Source: RefSeq, a predicted model, not a curated record
AUGACACUCGCUCAACGACUUGACGAACUUGCCGUAGCCAACGCCGAGGGCCGUCUCAGCGACGAUGAAUAUCGACUUCUACGUCAGAAUCUAUUUGAACGGUUUGGCAGCGGUGCUGUCGUUCCCGGGGAACCACCUGUAGUACCGAUUGGAGGGCAGACGAAGCAUAUCAAAGGAGCGUCGGUCUCGUCGUCCUCCACGCAACCGAAGACGCAACCUAGAACACAAUCCGUCCAGGUCGAAUCCGCUCGUAUCUCCCUUAUCUCCCCGACGAAGAAAAGACCGUCGGGAGUCACCAAUUUCAUCCGUAUUGCGACGGGGAAAGCAGACCCAUUGUCCCAUCAAACGUCUCCCCAUGAUCCCAGUAGCGGGGCGGCAGCGAAUCAGCCCAAGCGGAACCUAGUUUCACGGAUUCUUCUGCGGAAGGGAAGCAAACAACUUGCCGUGCGGACAGACCUUCCUGUACAAACCUCCCAGAGUCACCCGUCCUCGCCAGUUAAGCUUGGGACCACACUGGGUUCGUCUUCCUCCACGAAGAUCAACACCCUUGCCCCACCGUCACCAGGCCGCGGGUAUCCGCGUCGCCAUAGUCCCGCUAGCACUCCCCCACUGUCACCGUCAUCUAGCCGUCACGUUCUGCCGUUGGAUGUGUAUAACGACAACAAUUUAGUUACUAGCAAAGACAUUCAACAAGAGAUUGCCCACGUUGAAGUCGAAUACAAGAACUUGUUGGACGCGUUCAAUGGGCUGGAAAUGACGACCCUUGUUCGAACACAAGUACAUGAACUGCGGCGGUUGCCCGUGCAGACACCUACGUCUCCACUAGCAUUGAUGGCGGGACACGAUUGGAGGGACUACUCUCAGACUGCAGCUUCAACGUCCACUCUUCCUGUUGCAGAUGGCGGCGACCACGCUUCUAUACGGUCUACCUCUUCAAGAAAGAGUUCCCGCUCUUCGUCUUCUGGGAAUUUGUUUGGCCGCGGGAAACAGCAUUCUGGGAUACCUCAGCGUGUAUCGAGCCCGUUGUCCCCCCUCAAGCGCGCCGCCUCGACGAAGAAGAGCUCGACCUCAAGCCUAUCGCUUUCAUCCCAAGGCACACCUCACAGUUCUUCGUCCAUGCCCGCACGAUUGAACGCGACAUUGCAUCCCGGCAUGCAUGGGACCUUCAAACCCUCAAGGAGUGCUAACCAUCUCCCUCUCAGCGCACUCCACGAACACCCGUCACGCACUUCGCAGGAUGUAAUCGACCUAGCGGAUCCGGAAAAUACACCUCGGCCAGCAUCAUCCGGCGAGCUUGAAGAUGUACGAUACCGCAAAGCAGAGUUGAUGAAGCGGUACGAAGCCCGUCUAGAAUACCUCCGUGCUCGUUUGAAAAGCGCAUUGCUCCACGAGAAACUUUUGCGCAAAUAA